GUGAGGUUGGUUUUCUCCCUGAACAUUGACUCUAAAUACUGUGAAAGCUACCACCUUCUAUUUCUCUUUUAUAAACACACUGGAUUGCACCAACAAAACGGCUGGAACUAUCUGUAUCCAUUUUAUAAUUAGUCCCCAUCAUUUAAGAGGAAAAAUAAUAAAGUUCCCCUACUUCUUUAUUACUUGUUCCUUGUCACCUUGUGAAAGCUUUUAAGCUAAACAUAACAUACCCUUGAUCAUAUCUGAAACAUUAAUGAUUGUUCUGCUCAGAAACUAAAGCUGAUUCAGGCUUUAAAAGUUUCAAUGGCUGAAACCAAUACUAGUAUCAAAAGCUCUAGGCAAUUGAGGUAUGUUUAUAGUUUUGCUGAUAAGGUGAAAAGUUUUCCUGGUUUGGCAAGGAGGGCAACAUGGAAGGUUGGCAAAGAGGAUCCAAGAAGAGUGGUCCAUGCUUUGAAAGUUGGCAUGGCUUUGACACUAGUUUCUUUGCUGUAUCUGAUGGAGCCAUUGUUCAAAGGGAUAGGGAAAAAUGCUAUGUGGGCUGUCAUGACUGUGGUUGUGGUGAUGGAGUUCACUGUCGGGGCAACAUUAUCCAAAGGACUAAAUAGAGGAUUAGGGACUCUGUUAGCAGGAUCAUUGGCAUUUCUUAUUGAGUAUGUUGCAGAUGCCCCUGGUCGGAUUUUUCGAGCAGUUUUCAUUGGUGUUGCAGUUUUUAUGUUAGGAGCAAUGACUACUUAUGUGAGGUUCAUCCCCUACAUCAAGAAGAAUUAUGAUUAUGGUGUUCUGAUCUUUCUCCUGACCUUCAAUUUGAUAACUGUGUCAAGCUACCGCAUUGACAAUGUCUGGAACAUUGCAAAAGAUCGCAUGUCCACCAUUGCCAUAGGUUGUGGCCUAUGUCUUGUGAUGAGCAUAUUAGUAUUUCCAAACUGGUCAGGGGAAGACCUCCAAAACAACACAAUAACAAAGCUUGAAGGCUUAGCCAAUUCUAUACAAGUCUGUGUCAUGGAAUAUUUUUAUGAUUCUGCAAAACAAGCAACUGAAGAUGAUUCAUCCGAGGACCCUAUUUACGAAGGUUACAAAGCUGUUUUAGAUUCCAAAGCAAACGAUGAAACAUUGGCAUUACAAGCAAGCUGGGAACCAAGAUGCUCAAGAUAUUGCCACAGAAUCCCAUGGCAUCAAUAUGCAAGAGUGGGAGCUGCUCUUCGCCAAUUCAGUUACACUGUUGUAGCACUACAUGGAUGUCUACAGUCUGAAAUUCAGACACCAAAGUCAAUUCGUGCGGUGUACAAAGAUUCUUGCAUCAGACUUGGAGAGGAAGUGUCAAAAGUAUUAAGGGAACUGGCCAACAGCAUAAGGAACAAACGUCAAUUCUCCCCUCAAACACUCUCAAACAACCUCAAUGAAGCAUUACAAGACCUUGACAAUGCAUUGAAAUCCCAACCACAACUUGUACUAGGCUCGAGGAAUGGUCGAACCCCUAACACCCCAGUUCAAAAGCUUGAAGAGGACACAGCAAGUGCAAGAACCCCAUUAUCAAGUGUUAAGAAUGAUUAUUUUUCGCCACGUGGAUGUAAAUCCAAAGAACACUCUCGUGAACAGGCAAAGAAGGUUUUAAGGCCACAACUGAGUAAGAGUGCCAUCAUUAGCCUUGAAUUCUCAGAGGCAUUACCCUUUGCUGCUUUCACUUCUUUGCUUUUAGAGAUGGUGGCUAAACUGGAUCGUGUUAUGGAUGAAGUUGAAGAGUUGGGUCGAAUGGCACACUUUAGAGAGUUCAAAGAUGAUGAUGAUGAUGAGAUUGUUGUGACUUGCGAGAAACCAAAAAUGAUUAUAGCUCAGAAUGGCAUGCCUUCUUAUGGAGCAGAGUAGUUGGUAGAGUCCAUAGGGAGUAAUCGAGGACCAUAUUCUUCGUCGCAAUUGGUGUUUAUCAUCCCAUCAGGUAUCAUGCAUACAUACAUUCGUGUGUGUAAAGGAACUUGCUCGUCUUUUUACAUGAAAAAGGAGUAUGUAAAAUGCUUCUACUGCAAUUACCCUGAAGUCAGUGAAGUGCAAAGUGAGCUCCAUGGUUUACAUUACCCAUGUCUCCGUUAAGAUCUCUCACGAGCCUUGUGCAUACGGAUUAUGGAUGAAUAAUAUAUAUACAUCUGAGUAUAUGAUUUUAGAACUUUAGCUUUGAUUGGAGGAGUGUUUGGAGAACAAAUCUCACCAUUAAGUUAAAAAUAAAUAGAAUAUUAUGUCAGGGAUAAGCUUAGGAGUGUAAGCAAGUUGUGGUCUCUUCAUUUUUUUUUCCUUAACUUAAAUAUGUUUUUGGUAUAUA
Messenger RNA from Glycine soja, 2311 nucleotides. Its product is annotated as aluminum-activated malate transporter 12-like. NCBI's taxonomy places the organism in Eukaryota, Viridiplantae, Streptophyta, Magnoliopsida, Fabales, Fabaceae. Gene Ontology annotation, biological process: malate transport. Bases 304 to 1863 code for a protein of 519 amino acids. Gene Ontology annotation, cellular component: plant-type vacuole membrane. The transcript is spliced from 6 exons. The record is from RefSeq and is a predicted model, not a curated record.